This is a messenger RNA of Alnus glutinosa, 1325 nucleotides long. RefSeq names its product L-tryptophan--pyruvate aminotransferase 1. Bases 38 to 1240 code for a protein of 400 amino acids. Gene Ontology annotation, molecular function: transaminase activity; carbon-sulfur lyase activity. The transcript has 5 exons. The record is from RefSeq and is a predicted model, not a curated record. Lineage: Eukaryota; Viridiplantae; Streptophyta; Magnoliopsida; Fagales; Betulaceae. Gene Ontology annotation, biological process: amino acid metabolic process.
CCGAAGUUAGAGAAACCCUGGCUAACAGAAAGACAAAAUGGGCUGCACAAUGAGCAGCGACCCCUCUGUUGACAAACGCUCCUUGUUCUCUGCUAACGGCGCAAGGGCUAGUGUCUCCCCAAACUCCGUUCUCGCUCUUACCACCGGUGAUCCGAGAGUUUUCGAGCCAUUCUGGCGAAAGAUGGGUGAUGCGUGUAAGGUGGUAAUCGGCGGCGGUGACUUGAUGAGCUAUUUCAGUGAUGUUGGAAAUGUAUGCUGGUUUUUGGAGCCGGAGCUUGGGGAUGCGAUCAGGAGGCUGCAUCGUGUGGUCGGGAAUGCGGUAACGGAAGAUAGGCAUAUCGUGGUGGGGACGGGCUCAACGCAGCUCUUCCAAGCUGCGCUUUACGCUCUCACUACUCCCGCUGCGGCCGUUGAGCCCGUCAGUGUUGUGUCUUCCGCCCCCUAUUACUCGUCAUAUCCUGAAGUGGUAGAUUGCCUGCGCUCAAGCCUGUACAAAUGGGAGGGUGAUGCGUGUACCUUUAAUAAGGAUGGACCUUACAUAGAGGUGGUCAACUCACCAAACAACCCAGAUGGAACUCUUCGAGAAACCGUGGUGAAACGUGGUCAAGGAAAGGUUAUCUAUGACUUUGCUUACUAUUGGCCACAAUACACGGCCAUUACCUCGGCAGCUGAUCACGAUAUUAUGUUAUUUACAUUUUCCAAAUGCACGGGACAUGCCGGUUCCCGCAUUGGAUGGGCUCUUGUGAAGGAUAAAGACAUUGCCAAGAAGAUGACACAAUAUAUAACGAUAACCUCAAUUGGUGUAUCAAAAGAAUCACAAUUCAGAGCUGCGAAAAUCAUGAAAGUGAUUUGUGAUGGCUGCCAAAAUGUUGGGUCGACAGCUGCCAAAUCUGGAAACUUCUUUGAAUAUGCUCGGGUGAUUAUGUCUAAAAGAUGGCAGAAAUUAAGAGAAGCUCUUCAGCAUAGUGAAUAUCUCAGUUUGUUCAAGUAUCCGCGAGAGCGCUGCCUCUUCACUGGAGAGCUCAAUGAAAGGCUGCCAGCCUUUGCAUGGUUGGAGUGCAAAGAAGGCAUCAAGGACUGCGAGGAAUUUUUACGAGGAUUUGAUGUCGUUGGAAGAGGCGGUAAGGCUUUUGGAGCCGAUCCGAAAUUUGUUAGGGUUAGCUUAUUGUGCGGGGACGAGGAUUUUAACGGAAUCAUUGAACGAUUACUGGAGAUCAAGGGGAUUAGGAACGGAAAUUAAUUAUGUCGAUCUUGUAGUCGUACGUUGUGGUAAUUAAAGCUUAAAUAUAUGCUUAUAUAAUUUUUAAAUUCAUUCAGUAUUUAAU